AUGGGAAGAUCGUCGCCUCCAUUCCUUUACGAUCGUCCAUCUACCUACAGCUUCAAUGGCCCGACCGAUCCAGGCUUCAAUCCCAAGGCCGUGACGCAAGCGAGCUGGACUCGCUCGCCGCCGAAGCCCAAGCCGAAGGGCCCGUUGAUCAUUUUCAACAAGCACCCGGACACGUGGGGCAGCUACGAGGAAAAGUCAACAUGGACGCCCAUGGGUUUCAACACGAAAAGAAACAUCAAGUGGGCUCGCGGUACACAGCUGGGCCUCCGCUCGAUCACCCUGCUGGGUGCGAUUGCUUCCCUCUUCUGCUCGAUUGUCAUCAAAAAUGCUGCGACGACCAUCAUUUGGAUCAUUCGGGCUGGCCCCAUUGCCGCUGCACUGCACACUGCUUACUCCAUCUAUCAUUUCUCUCGAUCUCCAGUCAACCGUCCUGCAGGCUCACAGGCUAGCUAUGGGGGGUUCGCUGCUACUCUCGAUACCGGGCUGAUCGCAUUCUAUGUGUUUACCGCUUACAUCGCGCACGGAGAGUGGGCCCUCAAUGCCUACCACUGGAGCACUCUUUUCGGCAAUAGUGAGUUUACCAUGCCUAUUGCCGAGGCAACUUUCAUCUGUGCCAUUGUCAAUGGCGGAUUACACCUGAUCUCUUUGGGUAUCUCAGUCUACUUGGCAGUCAUGUUCCGCAAAAUCUCCCAGCUGCCACCUGACAUGAACCCACUGGAGGAUAACUUGACUGCUCGUCCUCGUCGAAGCCGGAAGGAGAUUGACCUGGAUGAGAAGCACAUGAGUUCAUCGACCCUACACUCCAACUUGGAAGACCCGCUCAUUGGCGCUCCUCGCACAGUGCCCUUUAUGCAUACGCGUGGCCAAUCUGGAGACUCUCACCGUGGAUCAACUGACUUCAUAAGUGAACAACGCCAGUCUCGUGCAUCUAUCCAGCCUCACCGACUGUCUCAUCUGGAGCCCACCAGCCCUGAAAUGCUCUUCCAUCAUCCGGCGAGUCAGCCAUACGAUCUCACCUCGGAGACACCGGCUCCGGAGUAUCGCAAUGUCACUAUGGGAUCUCCCGAAGUCGUCAACCCGGGGGCGAAUAUGCGACACAUGACAUCUCGGGCGGCCGACCGAUCCAACAGUCGUUCCCCUUCGCCUGCGGACGAAGCCCAGGAGCAGAACAGCAAUAACGCCCUUCGUCAGUCCUCAUCAGUUUACAGUCGACGUACCACCUCUGAUGCGACUACCAAUAGCGGCAUCCGUGACUGGUUUGCAUAUGGCCACAAGCCGGCCAGCAUCGGUAGUGUGAUUCCCGAGGAUACUCGUGGCGAGUAUGCUGAACUGGCGAUGCACGAGUACUACGGCAACGAAGAGGACAAGCGCGAACAAGAUCUGGGCGACACCCGUUUCAACAUUUUCCCGGACCCCCAGGAGCAUGACGAUGACAACAUCGACGAUGAUCAUUCCAAGAAUCUUCCUUUCAACCCCCUCAUGCUCAACCCACCAACCCCUCAACCUGUUCUCACGGAGAAGCCCGAGGAUACCGAUCCAGUCCGACGCUAUGUCCUUAGUGACAACCCGAACCUCUCAUACAACCAUAAUGCCCAGAUUUUUGCCCCUCAAGAGUCCCAAUCCACCGAUUCCACGCCCACCAAGGGUCGCUUCUAUGGCGAACUUGCGGAGGAAGGCAUGCCCAGCCUGGACACAUCCCGCGAUAUCACCAACCAAAAGCCAGUCACCCGUCAACCCACCAAGCUUGUCAAGAAGAAGAGCAAGAAGAUGUCUGCCUACCGGUCUCUGAAGAAAGACGACAGCGGCGACGAAGGCUACCUCAGCAGCCGUUCCCCAGCCAUGGCCGAAGGCGAUCGCAAGGGCCGUGUUGUCAGCAACUCUGGUGCAGACACGGCUCGCCCGGGUAUCGGAGCCAGUGUCGGUGCUUCGCUGUCCUCGUACGGUAGCUACAUCGCCGGUUUGGGUGUUGGCCGUCGUCGUGACGUGAGCGGCAAGAUCGCCGAAGAAGGACGAAGCAGCAAGCCUGUCGAAGAGCACACCGUUCCUGUUCCGACACAGAUCCAGAGUCCUGCAGCGUCUCCAAUCCGGGCAGCCGGCUGGGCACGGUUUGCUGGACUGUGA
Molecule: messenger RNA, 2121 nt
Organism: Penicillium argentinense
Lineage: Eukaryota; Fungi; Ascomycota; Eurotiomycetes; Eurotiales; Aspergillaceae
Exons: 4
Coding region: 1-2121 (706 amino acids)
Source: RefSeq, a predicted model, not a curated record